Molecule: messenger RNA, 4206 nt
Organism: Clupea harengus (Atlantic herring)
Lineage: Eukaryota; Metazoa; Chordata; Actinopteri; Clupeiformes; Clupeidae
Product: NACHT, LRR and PYD domains-containing protein 12-like
Exons: 9
Coding region: 1-2889 (962 amino acids)
Molecular function (GO): protein binding
Source: RefSeq, a predicted model, not a curated record
AUGGGGAAAAGACGAAAACUACAAGACAUCUACACCGAGCUUUGCAUUAUAGAAGGUACUACAGGAGUCAACAAUGUUCAUGAAGUGGCAGCAAUGCAAUUGAGACAAAUGGAGACAAGGACAUGCUCUGGGAACUCAGUAGAGUUGUCAAAUAUAUUCUCUGACCACUACCAAACAGACGAACCUGCUAAAAAGGUCUUGACUUUGGGAAUAGCUGGUGUGGGGAAAACAGUUGCAGUGCAAAAAUUUGUCUUGGACUGGGCAGAAAACACAAAUUAUGAGGACAUAGAACUUGUUUUUGUUCUUCCAUUUCGAGAGCUGAACAAGCACAAAGACGACAACUGCACCCUCUCUGACCUUCUCCUUAAAUUUUACCCAGAACUUGAGUUGAGAGAAUCCACUAAAUUAAAAGGGGCAGUUCUUUUUGUAUUUGACGGUUUGGAUGAAAGCAGACUCGAGCUAGACUUGAAAAAGUUCAUCUGUGACCCAAAAGAAAAAUCACCGGUCGCCAUACUAAUUACAAGUCUGAUCACUGGUAAGAUGUUGCCCUCAGCAUUCAUCUGGGUUACAACGAGACCAGCAGCAGCCAAGAAGGAUCUGUGUGACCUCUUUGACCGGGUGACAGAGGUCCAAGGCUUCAAUGAACACCAAAGAGAGGAGUAUUUACAAAAGAUCAUUCCAGAGAAAGCUGAACAAGUCAUAACACUCCUAAAAAAAAUGAGAAGCCUCUACAUUAUGUGUCAAAUCCCAGUCGUCUGCCAGAUUACAGCAAUUGUGCUUGGAGAAACAAGAGAAGAGCAGAAGGAAAUACCGAAAAAUUUGACUGAAAUAUACACACAGUUCUGUGUUUUUCAGAUCAACAGAAUGAAUGACAGAUACCCGGAGGACAAGAAGAUGAGUGCAGAGGAAAAAGGGCAGCUCCUUGUUAAACUUGGGAAACUGGCAUUCAAAUAUUUGGAGAAAGACACCCUAAUAUUCUAUGAGAAGGACCUUGCAGAGUGUGGCAUUAAUUUAAAGUUAGGAGCACAGCAGUCUGGACUUUGUACACAGAUCUUCAAAAAGGAAAAUACUAUAAGUGGAGAAAGCAUGUUCAGCUUUGUGCACUUGACUGUACAGGAAUUCCUGGCUGCUUUAUACAUGCUCCACAGCCAUGCAACUGACAAGGUGAAUCUCCUCAUUAAGACUUGGAGUAUGGAGUGGAUUUUCUGGUGGUUCAAAAAUUCAAGGUUUGACCUCUACAAGAUGUCUCUGAACAGAGCUUUACAGAGUCAGAAUGGACAUUUGGAUCUUUGUGUGCGCUUCCUUCUCGGACUGGCUCCAAUGUUGGAGCCGAAAAUAACCCAUCCCCUGAAUUUGUGGCUCCCAAAGUUAGCUGUCAGAGAUGUGAGCAUCAAGAAAACAGUUCAAUACAUCAAAGAAAAGAUCGGGGAAGACAAGUCACCAGAGCGGCUCAUCAACCUCUUCCAUUGUUUGAAUGAGUUAGGGGACAAUUCACUGGUUGAAGAGAUCAACAGGAAGAUGAAAUCAGCAGGUAAGGAGAUGAACCUGACUCCAGCUCAGUGUUCAGCUCUGGCUUAUCUGCUGUUGAUGUCAGCUGAAAAAUUGGAUGAGUUUGAUCUGAAGAAAUACCUGAGAUCAGAGGAAGGGCUCCGCAGAAUGCUUCCUGUCGUGAAAGUCUCAAAGAGAGUUUGGCUAAAUCAAUGUCACCUCUAUAAAGAAAGCUGUGAAAUGAUGGCAUCAGUGCUAAAAGGAUUCCAGAGUUCAGAGUCCCAUCUCAGAGAACUGGACAUGAGUGGCAAUGAUCUGCAGGAUGAAGGAUUUGACCUGCUCUGUGAGGGACUGACACAUCCUCGAUGUAAGCUGGAGAAACUGAGACUUGCAGACUGCAACCUAUCACAGAGGUCAUGUAAGAUUGUCACUUCAGCUCUGCAGUCUGAAAACUCCCCCUUAAGAGAUGUGGACCUGGGUGACAAUGACCUGCAGAAGUCAGGAGGAUUGCUGCUCUCUGCUCUACAGAGUCCAAACUGCAAACUGGAGACACUGAGACUUGCUGGCUGUAAACUGACUGGAAGGGUUUUAGCCUUGACUCUUCAGGGGGCAAACCCCCACCUGAGAGAGCUGAACAUCAGUGACAGCGAGCUUCAGGACUGUGAAGGAGAACUGCUCCAACAACCACUAAAUCAAGACUGUAAAAUCAGACUGAUUGGCUGUAAUCUCACACACACCUCCAGUGCGGUCGUAACGUCAGUUUUGCAGUCAUUUAUUUCUCAACUGAGUGGGUUGGACAUGAGUGGCUGUGAUCUUCAAACAUCAGAAGAAAAGCUGCUUUCUGGUCUUCGAAACCCAAACUGCCAACUGAAAACACUGGGACUUAAAGGCUGUAAACUUACAGAUGAGUCCCAUAAGAUUGUGGCCUCAAUUUUGCUGUCAGCUACCUCCCUGCUAGAACUUGACCUGGGUGACAAUGAGCUGGGAGAUUCUGGAGUUCAGCUUCUUUCUAAGGGACUGUCUAGUCCUCACUGUAAACUACAGGCAUUAAGACUUACAGCCUGUAAACUCACACAUAAGUCCUGUACGAUUGUGGCCACAUGUCUGCAGUCAGCUACCUCUCUGCUAGAGCUGGACCUGGGUGACAAUGAGCUGGGAGAUUCUGGAGUUCAGCUUCUUUCUAAGGGACUGUCUAGUCCUCACUGUAAACUGCAGACAUUAAGGUUGUCUGGUUGUCUGAUCACACACAAGGGCUGUUCUUUCCUGGCCUCUGCCCUCAAAUCAAACCCCUCCUACCUGAAAGAGUUGGAUCUGAACAACAACCACCUGGGAUACUCAGGUGUCAGAGAGCUCACAUACACACUGAAUGAUCAAAACUCUAAACUAGAGACAUUCAGGUGAGUGUUGGGUGUUUAUCUGGGUGUAUAUAACAUUUUAAACAGUUACUGGGGGCACCAAGACUCUGGUUGUAGGAGGGAGAUUUUCACUAAGACUACCAAGUCCGGACUGCCGGAGGUGCUUCUUCUUUCUAUUCCUACGUGGAUGUGCAUGUUGCUCCUCUUUCUAAACUCCAAGAUUUCAUGGGUUCCCAUGUUUUGCUAGUAUCACCAGUCAGAAGCCACUUCUAUUACCCUCAUCUUCUCUCAAUCACAACAUGCUGCAGCCAGGGCUGAUAGAUGUCUGACAGCAGCACUGACUGCCAUCUCAACCAUAGCUUUGCAGCAGUGCUGUGGGUGGAUCCAGUUGAGCCUAUAGAAUUAAAUAUGGUACAGAACAGAUAGUUUGCUUUUAUUUAUUCCUCCUCAGCAGACAGCAUAUCAUGAAUUGACUAAAAAAAGUGCCAUUUUUGCUUCACAUUUAUUUCUCUAAAACGACAACUCAGUAAUCAUCUAUGGCAUGUCUAGUGUUGCAAAUAAUGAAAUGUUUUAUUGGAUAUUCUAAAUCUACAGUUAAAGGGAUAUUGGUUAAACUUGAUGGAGCCAAUCCAGAAAAAAAGUGUAAUAAUGUUUAAUGUACCAUCAUCUUAACAGAAAAUCAAGUUUGGAGGAAGUUAACUGUGAAGUUUCUGAUGUGUAAAUUGAAAUGAAUCCAUAGCAACCCAUAGACCUACUUCCUGCCAUUCAAUCGCAAUAAUGAAACUUUGUACAAACAUAAAAGACAACCACAAUAAUAGCAAAUCAGAAAUAUGUUCCAAUUGUUUAUGCUUGGACUUUGUAUUUAAAGGACAAAAUGUUUUGCACUGAAACUGCUCUUUUAUCUAUGACUGAAGCAUUGAGAGUCGUGAAGGCUUCUGCUCAGUCAAGCAGCCUUUGACAUAGUGAACCAUGACAUCCUCUUCUCUAUGCUUUCCAAACCGUGAAUUGUGGAGAAAACUGUCAGAGACUUCAGGAGACACAAAAGUAGUAGAAUUGAUGAUGAAUGAUUUAUUCUGAGAGCCAAAGCCGAGAGAACAGUGAAAAAACAAGGGCAAAACAAAGAAAAAUGGGAUUAUAAAGCACAAAAUAUCUAACAUAAAAAACGGGAAAAGCACAGAAGAUAAUGUCCAAAAACGGGAAAAACACUGUUAGGGUUGCAGAAAAAGAGACAAUUGCAGACCAGAUGCAAAUGAGAAUUUUUUAUUUAUUUUACAAAGAGUUAAACAAAGGUCAACACGCAAAGAUCCAGACAAACUUAGAAUUCCAAAAAGACAAAGCACAGAAGAUCCAAAACGUAGGUAAA